Molecule: messenger RNA, 1192 nt
Organism: Coregonus clupeaformis (lake whitefish)
Lineage: Eukaryota; Metazoa; Chordata; Actinopteri; Salmoniformes; Salmonidae
Gene: cd151
Product: CD151 molecule
Exons: 9
Coding region: 150-929 (259 amino acids)
Cellular component (GO): membrane
Source: RefSeq, a predicted model, not a curated record
CUCAGCCUGUUGCACAUAACCUUCACCCUUCACAGACAGACAGACAAGACAGUACCAGGGUAACAGUGGAGUAGAGUGGAACAUUUCACAGUCUCUGGUAAGACUGUUGCAUCCGGAGGGGUGAGGAGGAUUCGCAGCUUGAGUGCAGGAUGGAGGCAUAUGACGAGAAAACAAACACAAGUGGGAUGAUUUGUCUGAAAUAUCUACUAUUGACCUUUAACCUUCUCUUCUGGUUGGCAGGUGGAGUGGUGAUGGCAGUGGGGGUGUGGACCCUGGUGGAGAAGAGCGACUACAUCAGCCUCCUUAGCUCCAGCUACUACUCUGCCUCUGCCUACAUUCUGAUAGCUGCCGGGGCUAUCGUUGUCUUCACUGGGAUCAUAGGCUGCUGCGCCACCCUGAAAGAGAAGAGGAGUCUGCUAAUAGUGUAUUUAAUCCUGCUACUCCUCAUCUUCUUGCUGGAGAUUGUAUCUGGAGUUCUGGCCUACAUCCACUACCAGGAGUGUUUCCCUUUCUGCCAGCAGCUGGAUAAGGAGCUGCAGCACAACCUGAAGGAGACCAUGGUUCAGAAAUACCAGCAGCCUGGAGAGGGGAGCGUCACCAGUGCAGUGGACAAGCUGCAGCAGGAGUUUAAGUGUUGUGGCAGUAACAGCUCAUCAGACUGGUCAGACAGCGUGUGGAUCCUGACACCUGGCAAUGACAGACUGGUCCCAGACAGCUGCUGCAAGACACCCAGUAACCUCUGUGGCCAGAGAGACCACCCUUCUAAUAUCUACAAGGUGGAGGGAGGGUGCAUCACUAAGUUGGAGGAGUUCAUUCUGAGCCAGCUGCAGAUCCUUGCAGCAGUGGGGAUCGGGAUCGCCUUCCUCCAGCUCAUAGGGGUGAUUCUUGUUUGCUGCCUAUAUCGAAGUCUGAAGGAGGAGUCGUACUGAGCAUCGCUGAUGUCACAACAACAACAGCAAGAAGACAACAACAACAACAACAACAACAAUAUAUUUCCUAGUAUUUAGAUAUGCUUUCUCUAUGUCUUGGACGCUACGUACGUCUCAUGUAGAUAUGUUUUGUGUUGUAGUCAUUUUUUUCAAAGACAAAAUGAACCCAUGUUGAAGUUUUGGUAAGGCAGGCAACAGGCAGGAAGGAAGGCAGACAGACAGGCAGACAGGCAGACAGGCAGACAGACAGACAGACAGACAGG